AUGCCCAGUGAAAUUGAAGGAUUUAAUAUAGGAGAAAAGGAGGAAGUUGGAAAUGCCAGUACGAAAAAAAAAAACGGUGGAGGAUUUCAAGCAUUUGGCUUUAGUUUUCCCGUACUCAAAGGCAUUCAAAAAAGGGGUUAUAAGAUACCUACUCCCAUUCAGCGUAAAAGUAUUCCCUUAAUUUUACAAGGCCGAGAUGUAGUGGCUAUGGCUCGUACAGGUAGUGGAAAAACAGCUUGUUUUUUACUACCUAUGUUUGAAAAAUUGAUAAAUAAAACUCCAAAAUCACGGCUUGGUGUAAGAGCUUUAAUAUUGUCUCCAACCAGAGAACUAGCACUACAGACAGUAAAAUUCAUAAAAGAAUUGGGAAAAUUUACAAAAUUAAAAGCUCUUGCAAUUCUUGGCGGAGAUUCAAUGGAUCAACAGUUUGGUGCAAUACAUGAAAAUCCUGAUAUAAUUGUUGCUACACCAGGUAGAUUUUUACAUAUUUGCGUUGAAAUGGAAUUAAAAUUAACAUCCGUAGAAUAUGUUGUUUUUGACGAAGCUGACAGACUAUUUGAAAUGGGUUUUGGAGAACAAUUAAAAGAAAUUUUAGAUCGUUUAGGAGUUUCUAGGCAAACUGUAUUAUUUUCUGCCACUCUUCCAAAACUACUUGUUGAUUUUGCAAAAGCUGGAUUGGUUAAUCCUGUACUUUUAAGAUUGGAUGUUGAAACCAAAAUCCCUGAAAUGUUAGAUUUGGUAUACUUUUCAGUUAAACAUGAUGAAAAACUUGCUGCUCUACUGUGCCUACUUAAUCUUUUACCAAAAAAUACUCAAACUUUGAUUUUUGUGGCUACCAAGCAUCAUGUUGAAUAUAUUCAUAAGAUUUUAGAAAAAGCAAAUAUAUCUAGUUCAUACAUUUAUUCAGAUCUGGAUCCAACUGCGAGAAAAAUAAAUGCAGCAAAAUUUCAAAAUAAAGUAUGUUCAGUUUUAAUUGUUACUGAUGUAGCUGCUCGAGGAGUUGAUAUCCCACAAUUGGAUUAUGUUAUAAAUUACCAUUUUCCUGCUAAACCCAAACUUUUUGUUCACAGAGUAGGAAGAUGUGCAAGAGCGGGUAGAACUGGAACAGCAUUUUCUUUAGUAUGUUCAGAAGAAUUUCCUUAUAUUAUCGAUCUUCAUUUAUUUUUGGGGAAAAAAAUAAAUUUACUGGACAAAACUUCUAAAUUAACAACUUCUUGCAAUGCCAAAGAAGCUUUAGGUAAAAUUCCAUCUGAUGUAAUCGAAUCUCAGCAGUCUGAAUUAAUCAGUUGGCAUCACAAUGAUGAGGAAAUUAGUAAUUUAGAAAAAGUAUGUGAUAAUGGUUAUAAAAAAUACUUGAAAUCACGUCCUGGAGCAUCAAUAGAAAGUUUAAAAAGAGCAAAAGAAUUAGAUUUGUAUAAUGUUGAAGUUCAUCCCUUUUUUAGAGAUCAUUUCAAUGGUGAAGAAAAUAAUUUGGAACUCGUGGGAAAAAUAAAAAAAUAUAGGCCAAAAGGGACAAUUUUUGAAUUGAAUUUAUCGAAUAAGUCAAAAUGUUACACUGUUAUGAAAAACAUGAAGAAAUUUCAUGCUAAAAAUAUAAUAAAUUAUAAAAAAAAAAAGGAAACGGAAAAACUGAACGAAGAGGAAGAGGAUGAAAAUUUUGAUGAUAAUGAUAAUUUAAAAGAAAACCGGGAAGAAAGUGAAGAUGAUGAUUUUGUUUCGGCCGUUAAAAAAAAGAAAAAUAAUCAUUUGAAUGUAAGAAAAAAAAGAAAAUUUGUCGACGAAGAAUACUACGUUCCUCAUUUUGCAUCGGACCAAUACACGGAAAAGGGAUUAUCCGUCAAUAGUUUUACAAACGAAGCCAAUAAAUUAGCAUUCGAUUUAACGGGUGAUAACGAAAAUGAACUUAAAUCGCAAAAAAGAAUGAAAAUAUGGGAUAAAAAAAGAAAAAAAAUGGUCGGAGUUGCGGAUCAAAAAGUUGGGAAAAUCAAAACCGAAUCGGGUAACUGGAUAUCGGCAUCGUACAAAAGUAACCGUUAUGAAAAAUGGAAGGAACGAUCAAACGUGGCGGAAAAUAGCGAAUCGGAAAAUGACGAGGAAGGUGAAAAUAGGAAAAAUGUUAAAAACAAACGCCAAGGCAAGUUUAAUAAAACCGGAAAAUAUUCUCAAGGCUAG
Pediculus humanus corporis (human body louse) is the source of this 2172-nucleotide messenger RNA. Its product is annotated as ATP-dependent RNA helicase DDX54, putative. Lineage: Eukaryota; Metazoa; Arthropoda; Insecta; Psocodea; Pediculidae. Bases 1 to 2172 code for a protein of 723 amino acids. The record is from RefSeq and is a predicted model, not a curated record. Gene Ontology annotation, molecular function: RNA binding; RNA helicase activity; ATP binding. The transcript is spliced from 10 exons. Gene Ontology annotation, cellular component: nucleus.